AUGCCUGAGUACACUACAGACUAUCUACGGUACUGGGGUGAUGAAUGGGUUGCCCGUUGGUCAGAGGGCCACUGGGCUUUGGAAAACAUAGCAAGGUGCACCUUGCAAUACCUGAAGAUAUACACGAAUUGUGAUGUUUGCUCCGGACUUUCGAGAAGUCCUUCCUAUAGAUAUAGGACUGAACGUAUUUUCGGUGUUGAAUGGACACCACAUGAGGCUAAUGGCAAAACUAACUACGAAGUAUCAUGUGGCUUCAGCGAGCUCGCCUGGCUGGAAAGCGAGUGGGCUAGAGAUCGUCUGGAGAAAUUCGAGGAGCCAUACUGGUCUAACGAGCUGAUUGCAGAGGGCCAAUUCAUGUGCGGCUGUAUCUCCGGCACUCUUUUCAAAAUGGUGCUCUUAAUCGAUUGGGUUGAACAACGCUGGGACAGAAUGGUGGACCAAGUUGAACGUCUUCUCAUGGCCAACUCGGAACGUGAGGCAAUUAUCGAAGAAGAACUUGAGAGAUCCGCUUAA
Fusarium subglutinans is the source of this 513-nucleotide messenger RNA. RefSeq lists its product as uncharacterized. The transcript has a single exon. Lineage: Eukaryota; Fungi; Ascomycota; Sordariomycetes; Hypocreales; Nectriaceae. Bases 1 to 513 code for a protein of 170 amino acids. The record is from RefSeq and is a predicted model, not a curated record.